Cryphonectria parasitica EP155 is the source of this 2475-nucleotide messenger RNA. Its product is annotated as family 74 glycoside hydrolase. NCBI's taxonomy places the organism in Eukaryota, Fungi, Ascomycota, Sordariomycetes, Diaporthales, Cryphonectriaceae. The transcript has a single exon. Gene Ontology annotation, molecular function: protein binding. Gene Ontology annotation, biological process: xyloglucan metabolic process. The record is from RefSeq and is a predicted model, not a curated record. Bases 1 to 2475 code for a protein of 824 amino acids.
AUGGCAAUCAUGACGAGAUCAACCAGGCUUUCAAGGCUGCUCAGCCUGACCUUCCUGGGUCUCUUUGCAUCUCUCCUCUCCACAGCCAGUGCAGGGACAACAAGCUACCCUUACCAAUUUAACCAUGUCGCCGUCACAGGGGGAGGCUACAUCACCGGCAUCAUCGCCCACCCCACAGAGGAAAACCUGCUGUACGUGCGAACGGACAUUGGCGGCGCCUACCGCUGGAACCAGGACGAGAACAAGUGGAUCCCAAUCACGGACUUCAUCAGCGCAGCCGACUCCAACCUCCUGGGCACCGAGUCUAUCGGCCUGGACCCUACCGACCCGGACCGGCUGUACCUGGCACAGGGGCGUUAUUUGACCAGCAAUAACAGCGCCUUCUUUGUCUCGACGGACCGCGGCGACACGUUUGAUGUUGUCCCCACGCCGUUCAUCAUGGGCUCCAACGAGCUGGGGCGGAACAAUGGCGAGCGUAUUGCCGUCAACCCCUUUCGGCCCAAAGAGGUCUGGUUCGGUAGCCGCACCGAAGGGCUGUGGAAGAGUGAGGACUAUGCAGCAACGUGGACCAAUGUGACGAGUAUUCCUGACGCAUUUGCGAAUACCAUGGGCAUCUAUUUUGUCCUCUUUGACCCGACCAAGAACGGCACCAUCUACAUUGGCGGCAGCACGCCCGGUGGUCUCUAUGUGACGGGAGACAAUGGACAGUCGUGGAAUCCGGUGCCGGGCCAGCCGACGACGUGGGAAAACUCGACGCUGGUGGAUGGGGAGCCGCCUCUCAGCACGGGACCACAGCCCAUGAAGGGCGUCCUAACUUCGGACGGGGCGACCUUGUACGUCACGUAUGCAGAUUUUCCUGGUCCGUAUGGAGUGCAGUAUGGAGUUGUGUACAAGUACGGGACCAAGGACUCGACCUGGACGAAUAUCACGCCUGGCGUGGGGAACAACAGCUACCCGCCGCCGUACGAGCCUCAGACUUGGCCGCCUGGAGGAUUCUGUGGGCUCAGCGUGGACUCAAAGGACCCGGAUACUCUGGUCGUGACCACCCUGGAUCGGGACCCUGGUCCAGCGCUCGAUAGCUUGUACCUCUCCCGAGACGGUGGCAAAUCCUGGAAGGACGUGGCCCAGCUGUCGUCGCCAAACGGCACAGGCGGCAACUGGGGCCACCCGAUCGCAGAGGCCGCACUGGACAACGGCACAGCAGUCCCCUGGCUCUCGUUUGACUAUGGCGAGGAGUGGGGUGGUUAUGGAGCCCCCUCUCGAAUCCCAGGGCUGACAAAGUUUGGCUGGUGGAUGAGCGCGCUGCUGAUGGACCCAAGCAACCCAGGACAUGUUCUGUACGGUACAGGUGCCACCAUCUGGUCGACUGACGACGUCUUCGCAGCAGAGCAGAAUGCGGCGCCGGGUUGGUAUAUUCAGGCGCAAGGUAUUGAGGAGACGGUCGCCCUGGCCAUGAUCAGCCCGUCCGAUGGACCAGCCCACCUUCUGAGCGGGUUUGGCGAUAUCAACGGCAUGGCUCAUGACGAUUUGUGGGUGCCACAGCCCAUGUUUGGUCUUCCUGCCUUUAGCAACCUCGAUAGUCUAGACUGGGCCGGCCAGAAGCCCUCCCUGGUGGCGAGAGUGGGCGACUGUGGGCUCAACUACAGCGUGUACGAUGCGUGUGGGCAAGGAACUUACUCGACGGAUUCGGGCCACAACUGGACCAUGUUUCCUGUGUGUGCGCCUGGGAUCAAUGAGACGACCACCACGGACGGGACCAUCACCAUCGACGCGUCGGGCGAAAUCUUUGUCUGGUCUACGCUCAUCACGGAGCAGGAGAACGGGCCUUGGUUCAGUUCCGAUGCUGGUGUCAGCUGGAGUGCCCCGACAGGCGACCUGAAUGUUCAGACGGAGUAUAUCAGCGCUGAUAGGGUCCAGGCCGGAACAUUCUACGCUUGUGACAGCGGGACAUUCUACAUCAGCACAGACGGAGGGAAGAGCUACAAUGGCUCGGUGGGCUCCUCGAUUGGUCUGCCUGCAGGCCAGUGUGCCCUGCCUGUGGUCAACUUCAACAAGGCGGGCGAACUCUGGCUUCCUCUGGGCUCGAACGGGCUGUACCACAGUAGUGAUUUUGGUAGCACCUGGGAGGCUGUUGGUCCGAGUGGUCUGGAGGCCGACUACUUCUCUGUCGGCAUGGCGGCGCCCUCUACAAACUCUACGGCUGUGACUCUGUUCUUAUGGGGACGGGUCGCCAGUUCAGGUGCUGACAGUGUGGAUGGGCUGUACAGGUCAGAUGACUCUGGCACCAGCUGGGCCCGAGUCAAUGAUGAUUCUCAUCAGUACGGCGGGCCUACCAUGAUACUGGGAGACCCACGGGUGUAUGGGCGUGUUUUCAUCGGUACAUCGGGUCGUGGCAUCAUCUUUGCUGAUAUUGCUGCUGGAUCUGCAUCCUCGAACGGCAGCGUGACGAAUGUUCCUGGCACAGCAGGUAUCUGA